Molecule: messenger RNA, 3052 nt
Organism: Synchiropus splendidus (mandarinfish)
Lineage: Eukaryota; Metazoa; Chordata; Actinopteri; Syngnathiformes; Callionymidae
Product: caspase-6-like
Exons: 8
Coding region: 56-970 (304 amino acids)
Biological process (GO): proteolysis; apoptotic process
Cellular component (GO): cytoplasm
Source: RefSeq, a predicted model, not a curated record
UGUCCCGAAGCGGAAUCUUCGCUCAGGUGUGGACUGGACCGACACCAGAAUCGCAAUGGCUCACCCGGGAGAAGACUGCGUUACUCUUUUCUCACCUCUCUCCGUGUGUCGUGAAGCCAGCGCCACAGCGACUGACAGCCGAGGGCGCAGCCAUGGCAUCACAGAGACUGAUGCCUCCAGUUUUUCAAAUCUGGAUCCAGCUGAAGAGUACAGGAUGAACAACAAGAGGCGAGGCCUCGCGCUUAUCUUUAACCAGGAGCGCUUCUUCUGGCGCCUCGGGAUGCCCGACCGGCAUGGCACCAACGCCGACCGGUACAACUUGGAGAGAAGAUUACAGGAUCUGAAGUUUGAAGUGAAAGUAUAUGAGAACUACAAGCAGGUGGAGGUUUUGGAUAAAUUAAACGAAGCUGCUCUCGCCGACCAUUCCGAUGCUGACUGUUUCCUCCUCGUCUUCCUGAGCCACGGUGAGGACGAACAUGUCUACACCUACGACGGCAAGAUCAGCAUCCAGGACAUCACGGCGCUGUUCAAAGGAGACAAGUGCCAGAGUCUAGUAGGGAAGCCGAAGAUCUUCGUUCUACAGGCUUGUCGCGGAGACAAACACGACGAGCCCGUGUGCCCACCCGACGACGUGGACAGUGAAAUGAACACAAACGAAGAUGUGGUGGACGCCGGUGUCAUCCGCACUCUGCCGGCCGGAGCUGAUUUCAUCAUGUGCUACUCUGUCGCUGAAGGUUAUUAUUCCCACCGAGAGACGAUGAACGGAUCCUGGUACAUCCAAGACUUGUGCGAGCUGCUUCAGAAGUACGGAGAUUCUCUGGAGUUCACGGAGCUGCUGACGCUGGUCAACAGAAAGGUGUCGAUGAGGAGCGUUUUGAGAAGUAAUGACAAAAGCUCCAUAGGUAAGAAGCAGGUUCCGUGUUUCGCGUCCAUGCUCACAAAGAAGCUCUACUUCCGUCCAAAGAAGUAAAAGAAGGUUCAUGUUAUGGAUGUCGGGGCUGGAUGACUGUGUCGCGUAGUAAUAGCAAAGUAGUAACAAAGCAUUCCAGGUUUUACAUGAACUGUUUGUAUUAAGGCUGAAAACAUGCCAGGAGAUGCUGCAAGUUAAACUCAUGUAACCAGAUUGAAAACUUCAUAUUUGAUGAAAAGGGAAUUUGUGUUUUGAUACUUAAAUCACCACCAGCGAUGCGGGAUCUCAGGGAGCACCUUUGACCAUCACGUCUUCAUGAAAUGCCUUUUUAAUUCAUCGCCCUGCAGCGUCAGAUAAAAUCGGCAUCAUUAGAAAGAUUGUAAACGAUACGCGGAAUGAGGAGGAACUCCAUAUUAAAACGUGUCUGAAAGAUUGGGUGAUCUUUGUCUUCAUGGCUUUGUUUCUUUCUUAUGGCUUGGGCUGGAUCUGCUCCAGUGGAAGCUGCAGCUCCGUUGGGUAACGUAGACGCCUCAGUUCCUCCUCCACCUGGGUGUUUUGAAAAUGCUCAUUGGACGUUUGGAAUCUUCAUUGCCAACACGUGCGAACAAACCUGAGCCAGUUCGUCUUUCAGUUGGUUGUAUUUGGUCACAUUGAAGUGCUUCUUACUGGCCCCUUUGUAGAAGUAGCGCAGGAACUGUCGGUCCUUCACGUCCGGAUAUACGUAAUCCUGAAAAGACAAAUUCAGUUCAGUCGCCGGAGCUGCUGCCGAGGGCCGACUGGACUGACCUGCUUGGUGAGGACGUAGUAGGCGAAGGCUCCCAUGCUGGUGGCGUAGGUUAUGAAGUAGGUGACCGGCUCCAUCACGUCCCACGAGUAGACCCACCAGGUGAGCCACGCCAGCGCUCCGCCUUGGACCGACAGCAGAGCCAGCCCCGUCCACACCGCUCUGGAGGAGUGGAACUCCGCCGACUUGCUCAAUUGCGCCACCAUCUGUCAAGUUUUGCUCCAGUUAACCAGAGAAGACGAACCCUGUGCUUAAAAGCCGAUUCACCUCCUCCAGUGGGGACAGUUCCUUCUUGAGGCUGUCCAUUCGCUCCAGCAGCUGACGCUCCUGCAGGAAGUGAUGCUCCGGCAGGUGGAGAGCCGUGUGGAGCAGGUGCACCACGUGCUUCAUGUCCUCCAGCUCCGCUGCGUCACUGGACGCCCCCACUUCAGGCGCAGGAGAGAGGUUUUUAACCCGGACUCAUGUUGCUUUGACUCCCAACCCUACCUUUCUCUGGAGAGCGGACGUUAUAAACCGCGUCGUUGAUGACCAGCUGGAAGUCAUUGCCCAGCAAAGACUCGAUCAUCGUGGUGCUUGACACUCGCUCGCCAUCUGCCACAUCACAGACACAUUUCCUUUAAUACAAACCUACUUCAAAACCUCAUGACUGAAACCCUACAACUGUGUCAGCGCACGCUGAUGUAUUUGACUAGCUGAAGUUAGACGCGUGAAAGCUAGAAACUGGAUUUCCUAAAAUAAGUAAAAAGUAUUGCUACACUGUUCAAUACAUGUGAGACCAAUAAUAUGUGUCUCAGUUAUGGCCAAAUAUUCUAUUGUAAGUAGGCAAGGAUUAUCAAUUUGUUGUUGGCACAACAAAACUGGAAAAUUCCCAUCAUGCAGUUCUGAUUUUGAUCCAGGGGGUUUCCGACUUUACGUAGCAAGGCCCCGUGUUCCCCUGUGGUUAGCAGUGUGGUCACAGGAGUGGAGCUUCAUGGUGAAAGUGCAGAACAUGUCUGUGAUUUUGGAGGAGACCAUUGUCCUGGAGGAUGUGCCGGAUCUUCCAUCAGCACCUGGACACCUUUUUGGAUUGCUGUACGCUAUCUCAUAUACUUUUGACAACACUUUUGAGAUAUUUCAACAUGUCUUUAGUUCUGAUUGUACACAGCGUGCGCAGUCGCUGCAGAAGAAACGCCUUUAAACCAAUGGAGUUGGCAAAUCAGAUCUGUUCUUCUCAACCGUUCCACUGUUAUUGGUUCAUCAUCAUUUUCUUUUCUUUUUUCAAUCUUUACUCUACCAUGUAAUUGAUGCCUAUAUACCUGUGGUGGUUAACAACUGAGCAGAUGUGUCAUGUUGGCACAUUAUUUUAAAUUUAAACAUUC